Molecule: messenger RNA, 1236 nt
Organism: Effrenium voratum
Lineage: Eukaryota; Dinophyceae; Suessiales; Symbiodiniaceae
Source: the annotation of a GenBank genome assembly
AUGGCUAAGCGGGUGCUGGUCACUGGCUGCACCCGAGGCCUGGGCCGGGAACUGCUGGAGGUCUUCGCGGAAACUGCGCGCGUGGCCGGGUGCGGCCGCGGGGAGUUGGAGCUCCAGGCGAUGAGGUCCCGGCUGCCCGAGGCGCGCCUGUGGCGGGUGGAUCUUUGUGAGGCCGCAGAGGUGGAGCAGAUGGCGCUGGAGCUUCAAGAGCACUUCGGGCAGCUGGACCUCCUGGUCGCCGCUGCCGGGUUCAUGCCCCCAAACGCGCCCCUCGGGGACUCCGCGCCGGACGCGGCCGGCGCCUGGCGCCGGGCCGUGGAGGUGAAUGUGCUAGCCCUGGCCCAGCUUCUGCGCAGCUUCGCGCCGCUCAUGGCGCCCAAAGGCGCCAUCGUGGUGCUCUCCUCCCGCUACGGCCGCGCGGUGGCCCCUGGUAUGGGCUGCUACAGCGCCACCAAGUGGGCCACCGAGGCCAUGGCCAAGACCUUGGCCCUGGAGCUCUUGGCGCGCGAAGUCGCCGUGGUGUCUCUGGACCCGGGGGUGGUGAAUACAGAGAUGCUGCGGCAAAACUGCCAGACAGAGGAGGAGCUGAAGUGGUGCGCCCAGCAGCGGAGCCCCGAAGAGUUCGCCCAGGAGUGCGGGCCCUUCCUGCUGUCGCUUGGCCUGGAGGACACCGGCAGGAACCUCACGGCGCCGGGGAGCCCUGAGAGCUACUUCCAGACCGGCGUGCCUUACAAGGACCGGCCUGCGUGGGCCAGCGGCUUUGGCGCCUUCCGUGCCAGCAGGCGGCAAGCCAGGCGGUACUUCAUCUCGGGAGUGAUGCUGGGCAGUCAGAAGACUCUCACGGAGGCAGGCCUGGCACCCCAGAACUACCGCCAGCAGAUCAGCGACGUCAUCCGCAAGGCGGACCCGGAGGCCGUCAUCGUGGAUCCGCUGGAAGUGGUGCAGCAGAAGGCCGCGAGGGAAAACUCCAACAUGGAUGGCCUGAACAGCAGCACCGGCGCAGUGCGGGAGGCCUUCCUGGAGGUGGUCGGCCUGGUCCAAACCUGCGAUGUCAUCGUGAGCCAUCUGCCGGAGGCCUCCAUGGGCAGUGCCGUGGAGCUCUGGGAGGCGAGGAAGCAUCAGCUCACCGUGCUCACGAUCUCGCCCAUGAAGGACAACUGGACCAUCAGGUCCGUCACUGACCACAACUUCGCCGACCUCGCGGACUUCGAGGCGAACUUGAGCGCUCACCUGUGA